GCCCUGUUAUCCUAGCUGCCCGUUUCAGCCAUGCAGUUUCGUGUGACCCCGCCCUCACCCUUUCUCUUCCUCCUCCUCCUUCCUGUCCUCUUCCAUCCCCUAGUCAGCACCGGCGGAAUGGUAGGCCCUCUGCUCCUUUCCUUCAAGCCACAGUUAAGUCAUACGCCACGCGGGCACGCUAAGCUCGUUCACGGAGUAGCGAGUGAUGGCCGGGCCAACAACGCUGUCGGAAGUGUGCGGAUCCGGGGCCUGCCACGACGACAUCUUCGUCAAGAUCCCAGCGAGGCGAUCCCCGUCAACAUUACUGAGCCCGAGAAUUUUGAAUAUCUCGGUGAAAUAGUGGAGGAGUCAACACCUAAGAUAAUGUCGAAGGAUUACGUUGAUGUGUCCCCCGACAAUACGGCCGUCUUCUACGUUGAGAAGGAGCCGAACAACUGGACAUCGUAUGUGGUCAUGAGAGCAAUACUUUCUGGAUCCGCCACUCUUGCGGCUGCAGGUAAGGGGAAGCUCUCCUGGACUAUCUCCCGAGUGGCAGGACCAUUCACGAACGUCAGCGGACUGCUGGUGCUUGACGAGAGCAGCCUGCUUCUCUCCUUUCGCAGCGAGAACCUCGUAAGAAAGCACAAUGCCACAAGCGGAGAAGAGUUGAGCUCCAUGUCUGUGAGGGAGCCUUACUCCAUGGCCAAACAUCAAAGCGAAGAAACGGUCUUUGUCGCAUCAAACGAUAGCAUAAUUGCUCUUCCCCUGAUGCUCCCGGAGAGGCAGCAAACACUGGCGGGCUCUGGACACAACUCGAGUGGUGCUGGGACUCGAUUUCUGCAUCCCAACAUAGGGCCUGAUUCGCUUUCCUCUGAUGGAAGCCAUCUGUAUGUCGCUGAUGAAGAUAAUCACAUCAUCAGACGAGUUAAUGCGGUCACAGGAGCCACGGAAACCAUAGCUGGGCAGGAGGGUAAUGCGUCUAGCAGUGAUGGUCCUCUGUCCGACGCAGGCUUCUCGUUCCCAAAGUGCCCGGCGCUGACGAUUGGAGGUACGAAUCUCUUUCUGGUGGACCAGGCGGCUGGGAUUCGCCGGCUGACGUUUGACCGGUCGAAUGGCAGCGUCUCUUCCGUGAGCACAAUCCUCAAGUCCAAUCAGUCGACCGGAUAUAUUGCCUUUUCUAAAGAUAACCGUCUCUUGUUUUUCGCAGCCGGUAGUCAUGUCUUCGUGCUGCGAGUGAACCUCUUUGAACAGGCUUUCGGCAUAUCGAAUCGAAAGUCAGUUUCUCUCAUGGUUGUUAUUCUGGUCCAGGCCCUGAUCCUUGGGGCAGCAAUGCUUGGUCUUAUCUUUCUUGCCGUUCGCACGCUUCGAGUCGCCGAGUUAGUGAUAAAGCAGCGUCCCGAGACUAGCAGAUAUUCGGACGCUCGAGGUGACCCUCCAAUCAAUUUGAACACUGGUUAUCGCCAAAACCAUCAGUCUUACCCGAACGCUGGAGAUGGCCCUACCAUCAACUUGGACAACGAUGACGCCCCAAACCCUGAGUCUCACCUGAACGCCCAAUCGACAACACCGGGACCGACGAUACCGCCUCCUGGAGUGCGCAGUGACAGCAGUGCCGUUAGACAGCCAGAGAGGAAUGACGUCCUGGGACGCGCCCCGAGAGGAAGAAGCGGCUGGUUCAGGAGCAAAAUCACCGAGGCGGUCCCCUUCAAUAUCACAGAUCCAGACCUCGUAAGAUAUGUCAGUGAAGUAGCUCCAGAAUCAACACCUAAGAAGAUAAUGUUGAAGCAAUACAUUGGUCUGUCCCCAAACGAUACCACCCUCUUCUACGUGGAGAAGGAACCGGGCAAUUGGACAUCGUAUGUGCUUAUGAGAGCCAUCCGCUCAGGAUCCGUCGGUGGUGCUUGUAGCCCAAUUGAGACGAACAUUUCUUGGACCAUCUCCCAAGUGGCAGGACCGUUCACGAACGUCAGCGGACUGCUGGUGCUUGACGAGAGCAGCCUGCUUCUCUCUUUUCGCAGCGAGAACCUCGUAAGAAAGCUCAAUGCCACAAGCGGAGAAGAGUUGAGCUCCAUGUCUGUGAGGGAGCCUUACUCCAUGGCCAAACAUCCACGCGAAGAAACGGUCUUUGUCGCAUCAAACGAUAGCAUAGUUUCUCUCCCCCUUACGUUCCCGGCAAACCAGCGAACACUCGCGGGCCCAAGUGUAGUUGUUAACGAGAAGGAAAAUCGAAGCUCUGCAGAUAACUCCACUGGUGCUGGGGUUCGGUUUCUCCAUCCCAGUAUAGGACCUCAUGCAGUUUCCCCCAAUGGAAGCCAUCUUUACGUCGCUGACGAAGGCCAUCAUAUAAUCAGACGAGUGAAUACGGUCACAGGAGCUACGGAAACCAUAGCUGGGCAAGAGGGUAAUGCCUCUAGCAGUGAUGGUCGUCCGUUUAAUGCGACCUUCUCGUUCCCAAGGUGCCCGGAGCUGACUCAGGGGUCUAACUUUCCUGAUCUUGUCUUGGUGGACCAGUCUGGAAUUCGCUGGCUGACGGUUGACUUCGGAGACCGCGUCAUUGGCGUCAGGACAAUCGUGAAGUCGACUCAGUCGACUGGAUGUAUCAUCGUUUCUCAUGAUAACAAUCUCUUGUUUUUUGCGGCUGAUAGCCACGUUUUCGUGCUAGAGGACGCUUAGUGCUCAGUUCUUCUGCCCUCCAGUCCUCCACCCAUCAGUUCCGCACCUAACCCAAGUAGUUCUGAACCUUCGGGCGCCCGCCGCGCCAAUUCCGGAUCAUACACUAUACCAUUGGCUCUUGUGGUCGGUCUUGUGGUCGUGAUGGGUGUGGUGUUCGUAACCUCUCUGUAUGUUGUUAAGUGUGUUCACGCUCGUACGCUCCGAACCGU
Chara braunii is the source of this 2861-nucleotide messenger RNA. Lineage: Eukaryota; Viridiplantae; Streptophyta; Charophyceae; Charales; Characeae. The record is from the annotation of a GenBank genome assembly.